Molecule: messenger RNA, 993 nt
Organism: Nipponia nippon (crested ibis)
Lineage: Eukaryota; Metazoa; Chordata; Aves; Pelecaniformes; Threskiornithidae
Source: RefSeq, a predicted model, not a curated record
AUGCAGCAGUUGUUUCGCAUUGCGUGGACUCAGCACGAAGAAACACUGGCUUCUGUUUCAACAGAAAUAAAUCAGGCUAACCAUAUGCUGAGUGCCAGCAGCGCUGCAACAAGCAUUUUGUAUCUAGUCGUCUUUCUCCUUGCUCAGCUCCUCUUGACAGAGGCCGGUGACCGCGUGCGCUCUGCAAGGCAGCCGUCGGAGCUGGCACGCCACGGCCUCGCCGGCCAGGCGAGAGGUCAGUCACCCCUGUCCAGGCGCUCUCCCCAGCCUCUGCGCAGCCAGCUCCCGGGCGCAGCUCAGCCCAAAGAUGGCAUUGAAAUACCAAACUGGAACUCUGCUCCAUCAAGGAACCUUAGCCUUUCAAUGACGGUGUCGGGACGACGCCAGGACUGUUUCACCUCUUUGUUUACUGACUCAAGAAAGAUUGCCCAGAGCCUUGGGUACAUGGAGAAUCAUGGAAGAACACAUUCUGCUUAUGAGGACUACCAAAAGUCUGCAUCCAGUGCUAUCGGAAAUUUGAAAAUUGCUGAAGUUGAUCCAGGUGGUCAUUUUGUGAAGAUCCUGAACUGUGCCCCCAAAAAAGAGGAAAACAUUGGGGAUUAUCUCUUGAAGCAGGACAUCCAAGGUCAACCAGUGGCUGUAUUUCGGUUCCCCCCCGAGACCAGGAUGGGGCCCAACUCCACCGUGACAGUUUGGGCAGCAGAUGCUACAGUGCUUCACAAACCUCCCUCAGAUUUUCUUUGGAAGGACCUGGAGAGAUUUAGGACAAGCCUUGACUGUGCUACCAUUCUCUGUGAGCCUAGUGGUCAAGCUGUGGCUUGGUACACUCCGCUCUACUGGAACAGAAGGCAAGGAUGGGUGGCAAAGGAGCAAACUGAAAACAUUGAGAAUGUGCACUAUGAAAAAGUGUGGUUCAUUGGUGUAGCUGUGGACAGUUUAGUUUGUGCACCAAGGUCUCAGUCAGGAAUGAGAGCCAUUGACUGUUUUGAAUAA